AAAACCCGGGACACCCUGUAUACACUAUCGCAUUUGUCAAGCGAUCGGGACGACAUUCGCCGGCCGCGAGCAACGCGUUUCGCAAUGCCGUUCGCAGAUCAGUCUACUCAUGUUUCGUUGGUACAUUUGCCGAAAACCUUUUCUGGAAUAUCGCAAAGCUGAACAUGCCUUAGCGCCAUCGCAUUCGCAUCGCUGAUUCAUACGUACGCAAGUGGCAACUUCAGGUCGUACUUCCCAUCUCGGCAAACGCGAAACCCGUCUCGAUGUGAUAAUAAAAAGCCGUUGCGUUGCUGGCUGAAGGUUGGAUGCUCUAUUUUUAUUGAACGACCACGUGCAAGCCCGGAUGUAAGAUUUUUUAUAGCAAACGCGCUCUCGAGCCUUCGUACCGUCCACGUUGCGCGCGCGAAUGCCAGCGAGCGUUUUCUUCGGGCGCGUGCGCAGGAUGAAGGACGCGCGCGCACACACGAAGGUUAUGACUUGUGUAAGAGAGAGAGGGAGAGAGGAGGAGCGAGCGACGAAAGUACGAAAAGUAGAAUAUCACGACGUCGCGACGGCACGAGACGAUGUAUCGAUGUAAACCAAAGCAACACCAGAGAAGAAACAAUAAAUCGCUGUACAAAUGCGCGACAUUUUUAUCUCGCAGUUCCCUGGAGCGGUCUCGAUCGAUCGCCAUCGAUCGAAUCUUGAUCGAAAGAGGAAGAGAUCGCCCCUCAAGGGCGACAUUUGCCGAGCAAUCUCGUUUCGAGGAUAGAAAAGCGUGCAAGAUCGGGUCUAUUGAUAGAAAACCGCAUAUCGCCGGAUAAUAAACGCACGGCGCGCUGCCCGGCGAUAUCGCCCCUUCGUCGACGAAUAUUCGGUUCUUCGCUGCGCGCUCGGCGUGUUUCGGCGCGUUUCCGAGAACCCCGAAUGGCUCGUCCGACCAGCUGGUCGAAAUCGUCGCGGGUGAAACGAGGCGAGUAACGGCCGAUAACGGCCGAGCGAUGGCGUCGUGAAAACGUCACUCGCGAACGUCGCGGGUGCGCUCGAGCGUGUCCCGCGUUUCGAUUCGCGUCGCGACUCGAGUCCCCCGGGGUCAUUAAUGAUCGUUCGCCGAGUCAUCGCGGAGUGAGGUGGGCGCGAUGCACCACCGAUUACGAUCCGUCUGAUCGGUCGCGCUUCCCUUCGCGAUAUUUCGUUGCUGGUAAAGUCCUUGUAUUAUUCCAUACCGGCAUGCUACUUCCACACGUGACGUUAAAACGUGCAUAAGAACGUGUCUUCCUUGUUUUUCUGGAACAUCUUCUGGUACAGCAUCAACAAACAUGGAUACUUCCAUAAGAGAAAAAGUUCUCAGCUUUGCUGACGUGUUGAUGAGGGUGCCACCCCUAUUUAUCAUCGACGAAUUACUCAGGAUCGGUCUUGGAUUACCUGGUGACGUACUCGUACUGAACUAUACUGAGAAUGAUUUGGGGACCACCAACGUCAGCUCCAUCUUCUCAGUCGCGACAUACACGACGUACUCGUUCUUGAUGGAACAAUUUAAUUUCGUGUACAUUGCUUACAAGACUUAUUUGCUAAUGACGUUCAAAUUUUUAUGCUGCUGUAUAGGUUACGUGAUAGCCUUGUACACGUUUAUGUUGUGCACCAAACAUUUGAUAAUCGUAUAUCUGUAUCUAAUAUCUGUGGGAGUGAUAUUCGUCUCAUAUUGGUCAAAUGUUAGUACAAUGAAAGCUAUUAUUGCUUAUAUGAGCGUUCAUGAACCUGCGACCAGCAUACUUGACAAUAUAUUACACCUGAAUGUAUCAGACAUUUUGUACAACGGUCCAGGCUUCCUGAUUAUUCAAAAUUACAUACUACAAUGCGUGCUGGCUAGCAUCUUCUGUUACAUUCAUCUUGCCCCAAGGCAUCCUGUAGUUCAAAAGCUCCUUGUACUGAGCUUUAUGUCACCAUCCAUUUUGGGCAUCCAUCCUUUGCCGCUGCAGUAUCUACAUCACGCGCCGGUUUGCGCAACGUUGAUCCCAUUGGCAGUGUGCAAGUUUAUCAUCUGGUACAACAGCAUCUCCAUAUUGAAGACGUUCCACAUGGGCUAUCGGUACGCACGCAAUUUCGUGGGUGAUUACGGGUUCUCCGCUCUUGCAGAGACUGAGUGGAUGCGCCUGAACGUGCCGUGCGUACUUCGUACAUUUUGGAUGCUGCGAAUGGGGGAACAAGUGAUACAGAUCCUCGGAAAUCACUACGACCAUGAUACGUUUAACUACUACGUCAUGAUCAGGACGUUGCUGGUGAAUGGCUGCGAGACUUUGACCGCCGUUCUCGGUAUGACCAGCAUAAUUUCGUUCAUCUGCCACUACAUCGGCUGCUUCUUCCAAUGGGUAUUGCUGACGGAAGACGAGGACGAGAAGAGCAUCGGCACAGUGUCCGCAAUACUGUUCUACAUUCUUGCCCUGCAGACUGGAUUGACGAGUCUCGAUCGGGAGAAGCGUCUAGUACGACUGUGCCGUAACUUCUGCCUGCUGUUCACGGCGAUUCUGCACUUUGUGCACAACAUAGUGAAUCCGCUUCUGAUGUCGCUCAGUGCUUCUCACAAUCCGGCUCUGCACAGACACUUGCGGGCUUUGGCAGUCUGCGCUUUCCUGAUAUUCUUCCCAGUAUCGUUACUUGUAUUCCUGUGGUCUCACUUUACGGUAAGCACGUGGUUACUGGCUGUGUCGGUCUUCAGUAUCGAGGUGAUCGUCAAGGUAUUGGUCUCACUGGCGAUAUACUCGCUGUUCCUGAUCGACGCGUACAGAGGAGCGUUUUGGGAACAAUUCGACGACUGUGUGUACAUCAUAAGAUCAUUCGGCAAUACCGUUGAGUUCGCCUUCGGUAUAAUACUGUUCUUCAACGGUUUCUGGAUACUAGUCUUCGAAUCUGGCGGAGCUAUUCGGGCCGUCAUGAUGUGCAUACACGCUUACUUCAACAUAUGGUGCGAGGCUAGGGCCGGCUGGAGCGUCUUCAUGAAGCGACGGACGGCAGUGAAUAAGAUCAACUCUUUACCGGAAGCGAAAGCUGAACAGCUCGAGAAAUUGGACGACGUGUGCGCUAUUUGUUAUCAAGAGAUGCAGAGCGCCAAGAUCACCCAAUGCAAUCAUUAUUUCCAUAGUGUAUGCUUGCGAAAGUGGCUGUACGUUCAGGAUCGAUGUCCCCUUUGCCACGACAUAUUGUACAAAGUUGAGACCGUACAGAACAAAGACAAUGCUCCCCCAGAUGCUGAUGCAGACGAGGAAGGCCGAAGAAACGUGAUUGAACAUGUUGAGCAUACUCGGCAUAUCGCACAAAAUGCCAGUCGGAGACACUUAGUCGAGCAUCCAGCAAACGAAAACAGGUGAAACGGCAUAACUUUUAUUGUGAUAUAACAUAAACAUUAAAAAUAGACAAAUGUGCAAUUUAAACUUAAAGCACCAACGCUCAGAAUCUCGUUCGAAAAAUUCGCUAUUUAAAAGUCGCUCGGAUUUCAUCAUUUCGAAGUAUCGUAAAUUAUCAUUAACAAUUAUAAUUAUAUGAUAAUUAUGAAUAAUUAUAAUUAUCUAAUAUCUAUGUUAUAAUUAUAUAAUUAUUGAUAAUUAUAAUUAUUAUUAUAACAGAAUCGCAAAUUUUUCGUCCAAUUUCUUGUAAAAUCUUGUAAAUAAAUUAGAGCAAUUAGUUAAAAGAGAAAUAUGGAAGAAUUAUUUUGUAAUAAGUACUUUUCGCCUAUAAUAUAUGUAUACGUGUAUAUAUAUAAACAUGUAUAAGAGAAAUGUUUGAAAUUAUAUCUAUUAUAUAAUUUCAAAUUCUUUGGUUACUUGACUCAAUAGAUAUCUAUCCUUAAAUAUACUUUUAAUUCACCAUUAUGCAAUCGACUAUUGCGUGCAUAAUGUAAGCUUCCUUGUUUAUGGCGUGCUUCCAUUUUUAAUUAUAUAUUGAUGUAAUCAUGCAUGAUUUUCAAAAAUGCAUGAUUACAUUUCAACACUUUACGUCAUAGAAAAUUUAAUUUAAACAGAAAUACAAUAAUGCUUUACUUGUAUUAUAAAAAUAUUCUACGAUACAGUGCGGAAUGUUUUCCAAGCAGUGAUAACAGUUUGUAUUUGUCAUAAGUUUCACUUUAAGCGAUUCAGUAUCAUUAAGUAAGAUUAAAAAGACUGGAUUAAAUUAUUUUUCUGCGAGUUCUUUAAUGAGAUAUAAUAUCUGUCUGCGCGAAAUUCAUUACAAGCUGUCCUGGAAUUUAUUUGUGUCCAUUGCAUAUUAUAAAACAGAUAUUACAGACCGGUCAGGACGAUUUAUAGCGAUAGGAAUAAAGAAGAUCGGAUGCAGCAUCUUCUUUAACAUAUUUUAACGGCCAUAUGCUUAAAACUUUGACAAAUAUAAGGUGCAUCGAAUUAAUAUUCAUUCUGUAUUAUAUUCUCAAGUUUUGCUAUUGUAAAAUUGAUAUAUGUUUUAUGUAUAAUUUUAUUAUAUGUAUAAGUAAUUUGUGAUCAUUAUUUCGAGCGAAUUAUUUGGAUACGAAAUGAUUAUAAUAUUUUAGUGACAUACUAUACUAUGUUAGUGUACUGGCGUAUUCAAAAUAUAUCAUUUUAUUUAUUA
Messenger RNA from Ooceraea biroi (clonal raider ant), 4575 nucleotides. It is a transcript of the gene Trc8, whose product is annotated as TRC8 ring finger protein. The record is from RefSeq and is a predicted model, not a curated record. Gene Ontology annotation, molecular function: ubiquitin protein ligase activity. Gene Ontology annotation, biological process: ERAD pathway; proteasome-mediated ubiquitin-dependent protein catabolic process. Lineage: Eukaryota; Metazoa; Arthropoda; Insecta; Hymenoptera; Formicidae. Gene Ontology annotation, cellular component: endomembrane system; Derlin-1 retrotranslocation complex.